UGGGAGUGCAGCGUUGCUAACCGUGUAGCCUCGGUGAAAGCCAGCACACAAGUCUUUGUCCUGGGAACCAGUCCCCAUGCGGCUAUCUCUCUGUCCGUCUCUCCAGGGGUGAAACAGGCCAACAUAUCCUGGGAGGCAGGCUUUGAUGGAGGAUCAGCACAGACAUUUUCAGUUUGGGUGAAGAAGAUUUCAGUGAAUGAUAAUGAAGGGAAGCAGGAAUGGUUCUCUGUGCCCGUGCCCCCUUCCUCUGGCACCAGGUGGCAGGUGACAGGCCUGUCUCCUGUCACCGACUACCAGUUCAGCAUCCUGUCUCACAAUAAAAUGGGCACUGGACCCUUCAGCGAGAUCGCCACCGUCCGUACCUUGGAUCCUCCACAGAGGAGAAGUAAACUAAAGCCCCCUGCGUCGCUGUCUGCUAAUCAGAGUUCAGAGGGUGUUGUUCUGCAGUGGUCCCCUCCUGAAGCUCAGCACCCUCCCAUCACGGGCUUUGUUCUCCAAUCCCGCACCGAGCAAGGGGAGUGGUUUAAUUUGGACGAGGACAUCAGUGCCAACACUAGUGAGAUAGUCGUUCCGGGUCUGCACAAGGACAGUGUGUACGAGCUGCGGCUGCUAUCUCGUCGCGGGGAGUUGCUGAGCGAGCCCAGUCCAUCAGUCAAUGUCUCCACUAUGGGGAUGGAGAUAUAUCCCGCAACAUCCCGACUCCUGGAGUUCGUCCCGGAACCAUUACUGGCCGGCGUGCUGGGCGGGGUCGGCUUCAUGUGCUUGGCACUGGUCUUGCUGCUGGGGUCUGCCUGUGUCAUCAGCCACAAGAGGGACCAGCGCCGCAGAAAGGAGGAUGAGCCCCAUCCUGCCAUCUAUAAAUGCUCCCCAUCAAUAAAGACUUCAGGCACCAGCAGUCCAGACAGUGUGUUGAAGAAAAGCCUACUUCCAGCCAGCAUCCUAUAUCCCACCACUUCCUCUAAUACCACCUCCUCCUCCUCGCAGACAGACUGUUCCUCCUUUAGCACUGACAAUCAUCAUCGGCAGAAGCUCCCAUUGUCCAACUACAGCAGAGGCCGCCUUACUAGGACAACUUCUCUGUUUUCUCCUCAAAUUGAGUUGAUUGCUAGAGGUCCAGAUGGGCGCUUUGUUCUUUCGCCGUAUGACCAUGACACGCUGAGUGUUAACAGCAAGAAAAGCGCAAGGUAUGACCAACCUGGUAGAGUCCGAAGGUCUGUUUCACUGCACUCGGAGAGGGAUGACAGGAAAGAGCCACCGUUUGUGCUCUCUGUUGAUCUCCCACCUUGCAAAACCGCAAACCAGAUUAGUGGCAUGGCCCAGCGCCUGCCCUAUCAUGUCCCUUAUAUCUUUGAUCAGAAGGCAAGCUACGAUGUCUUUCCUGACCUCAGCAGCAUGUGCUCAAACAAUAGUUUGGCUACCGUUCUUCAUCCCAACAGAGAACGUACUCCCACAUUUCCAGUGCUCCCACAUAUCCGAUCCGGCCUAGGUCAGCCAUCUACGACCGCCAGCACUCUGGUUCUGCAAAUGGAGCACGAGCGGGAGAGAGGAAACCUGAGUCACUGCCUGAAACUGGCUCAGGAGAGGGAGGAGCUAGAGAGGGAGCUCCAGAAGUACACGCUGGAAAGGAGCUCCAUGAGAGAAAUGAGGAGGGAGCAUUCAGACUCAGAGAGAAGAGAGGCUGGUGGUUAUGAGCUUUUGUGGGAAUAUAAGAGCAGUACCUUGCCACACAGAUACCCCCAGGGCAGCAAGGAGAGCUUCGGCCUGUCACCAAGCCAUUUCUCUUCAUCUUCUGUGGAUUGGGAACCCCGUCCUCUAAUCUCAGCCCGGACCUCAUUUCAACCAUUUCAAUUGGGCAACCAUCGUCCCACUCCAUCCUUCACCGAACAGACACCACUCCAAUCUGAGGAGGCAGGCAGUUUUUCCAAAGACAGAUUAGCUCUCCCACAUCUACCCUCAAAGCACCAGAGACAUGAAAGGGUAGAGGCAGCACCAGAGGGCUAUGAUAAUUUACCACAAUACACACUCUUAGAAAUGCAUACGAAUGAUUCAUGCUCUGAGGCACAGGGACAGAACAAUCUUAGUCAUGGCAGCCUUUCAACGUUGUCUUUCCAUAGCAAUAAAUAUAAAGAAAGAUCUAAUUUGGCUCUCGAUUCAGUGCCAGACUCUUCAAAAGCGGAGGUAGCGUUCCCAAAGCCCACUGAUGAAGUUGUGUGUGUUGAGAUGAGUGUGGAUGAGCCAGAGUUGGAGGUAUGUGUAAUGCGGCCUACAAAGCCCAUGCUGCACCACAGAAUCGCCUCUCAUGUGCAACAAGGGCACUCGCUGACUCGCAGAGGCCGGUAUGAAGACAUGAGUAUGAGCUUUGAUUGCCGCAGCCCUGAAUCUCUGGAUAAUAUUAUCCGGGUCUCAGCUUCUCCGCAACCACCAAAACUCAGGAGAGCUGUGACCAAAGGCUCCAAAUUCUGGGACUCUAAGCAGCGAAGUCAGAGUCUUGACUCGAGGAGACGGAAAGAGAGCAAUUUCCUGACUCCUGAUGCAUGGAUAGACUCUCUCAGCCAAGAGAACUGCUCUGAUACAUCUUCCUGUCGUCCAGACUCUCUGUCCUGGGAAUCCCAGAGCUCUCCUAGCAGGAAACUCUCCAAAUCUUCUGCAAAUUCUCCUUCUGCUAUCCAAGCUGCCUCCCGUUCAGCUCCUGCUGUGCACUCUAUAUCUCCAAGGAGUAGUCCAGAGAGACCCAUACCAAAUCCUGCUGUGCCUUGCCACUAUGGCUUCUUUCCCAAUGCUGCCAAAUGGUCAUUUGCCUACCAGGAGGCCACAAAAGUUGCAGGAGAUUCCUUGGAGGUCAUGAGGGAAGCUUCUAUAUACUUACCGCCCAAUAACAAUGAUGAAGAGGGACUAGAAGUGGAAGCAGGAAGCUACGAUGGAGUGCCAGAGUCCGGGAACAGCUACAGCAGCUAUGCCAGCAGUGGCCGAGGCAGCAUGGAGCCCGCUAAUAGACGUCUUUCCCUGUGUCACCUUUCCCCAACCCUCACCAGCUCACCUGAGACUGUAGAGGAGAGCCAGGGGAGCACAGAGGACAGGCACAGUCACCAAAAGGAACCAGGCCAAAGCAGGAAGGCCUCAGUUGACGAGAAUUAUGAGUGGGAUGCUGUUGAUUUCUGCUCGCAGCCUAGAGACCGUGACGACCUGCUUCCUUCAUUGAAUCUACUGAAGUCUGCUCGGUGCUGUAGCCUUCCCAGCAUGCAGUGCUCCACUAAGGCACUGAAAAAUUGCACUCAGCUCUCUUUGCUCCCGGGCCAUCAAAGCAGCUGCUCUGCUGAGCCAGAACCAGACACCGUGCUGUUCUGACAGCGCCAGCCUUCGGCUCAUCUCACCUAGUGUGUCCUUUCACUUAUUGACUCACAAGGCGACAAAAAGUGCAUGUGGCAGAGAGUGAGCUUUUGACUGAACAAUUCAAUUCUCUCUUUUUAAAACCAAAAAAAAGGAAUGAAUUGCUUGUCUCUAUGUUGAACUUCACUUGAAAAAUAAUGCUUUUCAAAAAUACAGGUUUCCGCAAACGUAAUGGAGACACAAAAUCACAUUUAUCCAUAUGCAGAGCUUUAAAGGUUUGUUUCGCUUGGUGACCCAUCACCAUUAUGCUCUUGACAUUUUCUUUUGAGACAGUCUGCCAAUCUGCCGAUAUCAAAGCGUUCCACUGUGCUGAUGGAUUCACUGCAUUCUCUGUGUGCAGUUAGAUAUGCAUUCAUCAUCCAGGGAUGACUCAGUGGCCACACAAGGGACAAAACGAUCUCCGUCAUCAUCAAGUGACUGGUUUAGGCUAUGCUGGGGAUGAUUAAGUCUUUUGAUAUCAUCAAUCAUCUUUGAGUUUAACAAAAGAGGUGUUUAUGAAAUGCCAUUAAAUAAGGAAGAUAAAUAGAAAAUAAAUGGUUAUUCUGCUAUAGUUUCUGUUUCUAAAAGUGUAAUUUUCCAACAGAGAUCAUUAUCUGCUUUCUUGCCCCUAAAAUACUGUGGGUCUCUGGAAGCCAAGAAUCUGCUCAGUCUGGAGGAAAGCCUUAGCUCACUCUCCAGGCCGUCUUGUUGUUCAGCGAAGCAAGACCUCUAAUUAUGUUCGGUAAUUGAAGAGGGUCAAGUCAACUUGUAGGGUUUGUCUUUGUUUAAUUUUUAUGGACAUGAAGGGAAAUUAGCUUUUAUUUUUUAUUUUGGCUUUAAUUGGCCAUGGGUCAAUUCACUGAAAGAUGACUGCAUUUUUCUCUCAGCAAAACCUGCAUUAUACUCACACAGCUGUUAACACUGACACCUUGGGAGCCAACAGUGGUGCUGAAAAGCAGCACCAGUUGAGUGGUUAAACGCCUUGUUUGAGGGCAUGUCAACUGCAGGUACUAAUCACAUUCUCUUAGGGCUGGGCGAUAAUUCACCGUUACUGUUUAUAGACAUUCGAAUUGCAUAGCAAUCUAUUGUUUUACAAAAUACUGUAGUCCAUGAAGAGUUACAAGAAAGUUUUAUUUGAGUGCUCAGUCACAUCAGUAUUCAUAGUAUUUAUAACAGCAAAGUCUCAGCCCCAAAUUAAUUCAUUUCAAUGGAAACCAUAUGUUCAGCGGUUUCACUCGAAGUGGGGAAGUAAAAUUGUGUGGUGCUUAAUGCCAUAUUCUUUUUACAGUAUACAAGAGUUACUGUAAUUACAAGUUUCCGAUGUGUAGAAAGUGUUGCUGUCAACAUCAAGUUGUAAUUAUGUCUAGAAAGGAUUUUUCUGAAAGCUCCAAUAUAUCCAACUUGAAGUUGUGUGUGUGUGUGUUGCCAGCUGUUAAAAAGAAGUCAAGCUGAACUGACUCUAACUUGCUUUAUCAGUAGCUAUAAUUAUUUUUCAAGUUGCUCUCAUCUCAUAAUAUGAACCUAAAUCUGUCGCUAAUUUCAAAAAUCUUUUUAUGUAGGCUUUGGAGCUAAAAGUGUCAUGAAUAGAGAGCAUCCACACACUGGAAUAAAUUCACUCUUAUACACUCACCCUUGUAUUUUGAGAGAAAACCUAACCUAAAUAGUCAAGGUCAGACUUUUAGAGCAAAAACGAAGGAGGAGGUCGUCGGACAAACAGUGGGGAUCAGUGAUUGGUCGUUAGGUAUGCACAUUCACACUUCUGUCUGGCUGAUGAUUAGUUGACUGAAGGUUCUGUUGCUCUCCUCCGCUCACUGAUCAGUCAGUCCACAGAGCCACUGCCACAUGAGAGCACAUCAUCAGUAACAAAUAUUGGUGACUCUCUUUAAGGAACAACACUAAGGGAGGCCUACCCUUGCUUUAUGUAAAAGUAGGCCACAUGCACCAAUACAACAAUGAAAAAAUAAGCACAAUUUACAGCAUGCAUUUACAGAAUUGCUCUUGUCAGAAUAUUAUACAAUUGGAUUAUACUUAUUGCUGCAUGUGUAAGCAUCAUUUCAGUGAUGUAGCUGAAUCUACAAAUAACACAUCAUAAUUUGUUAAUUGAUUAUAUUGUGUAUCAAUAAAUGAAUCUGCAACACAACUAGUAACUAAAGCUGUCAGAUAAAUGUAGUACCUUAAAAUUGUCACAACUGUUUACUACUAUGUAAGUACGUACAUUUACUAAGUACUGUACUUAACAAUAAAUGUAAAUGUGUAAAUGUACUACCUCCUGCCAAUGCCUUCAGCACCACCUGUUUGGCACCUGUCUGGUGUGACUGGGCACUCUCAUGUGUAAAGAUCUGUUGUAAGGAGUAACAGUGGAACACAGGUCAUUACAUCCAACAUUAAUUUGAUGUUUUCAUAUGUGACAUAUCUGCAAUGGACUGGUGACCUGUACAGGGUGUACCCCGCCUUUCGCCCGAUGCCAGCUGGGAUUGGCUCCAGCCCCCCGCAACCCUGUACACAGGAUAAGCGGUUGAUGAUGGAUGGAUGGAUAUGUGACAUAUAUCCUCUAUUGCUGUGCAUAUUGAUAUUGGAAAACUGGACACACUAAAACCAUUUAUUUCACCAAUCCCUACUUCCCAACAUAGAUUAAAAUUGUUCCUGUUAGUUCCGGGGGAUCAAAACCAGCGAUUUGCCAGGCACUAUCCCGCAACCGCUGCCUCUAAACCUGCUGAGAGAAACAUACUUAUGCCUCAUGCUCUCUUUUCUUCGUGAACAAUGGAGGAAAAAAGGAAAAUUGGGUUUUGCUUGCUGCUCUAGCUCAAGGCCUUCACAUUAGUCAACCAAAUAAUUAACUCUGAACUCCACAGUGUACCAGAGCAUUGUGGGGUAUCCAUCCUAUAAUUGAAAUUCACUCAUAGAGGCAGCAUUUACAGCAAAUCAAUGUUUCACUUCUGAAGAACAUUUUCAUUUUCUGGUGUACACAUAUUGUACCUCAAUUCCAUAAAUGAUCAAACCCCAUGUGCUGCUCUGGGGAUUUGUAGUCAGCACUACUUUUUUGCCUACGUUUUUGAAAUUGAAUCUAAAUAUUGUGCUUCCAAUACAUCAAACAAGAAUAUGUAUGUGAAAAUAUUUUUUCGUAUACUAGAUAUAAUUAAAAUAAAGAAAGUCUGUUA
Micropterus salmoides (largemouth bass) is the source of this 6524-nucleotide messenger RNA. RefSeq lists its product as uncharacterized. NCBI's taxonomy places the organism in Eukaryota, Metazoa, Chordata, Actinopteri, Centrarchiformes, Centrarchidae. The record is from RefSeq and is a predicted model, not a curated record. Bases 322 to 3345 code for a protein of 1007 amino acids. The transcript is spliced from 10 exons. Gene Ontology annotation, molecular function: protein binding.